AUGGCGGAGAGCAAGCGCCAGAGCAUUGCCGGCAAGAUUGCGACGCCCAAGGUUGGGCCCUCCAAGGACGGCAUCGAUGGAGACUCGAUCCUAUACAAGGCCGUUGGCGCGCGCGUCAAGAUAACAUGCGCUCCCCACAACAACGUGCUCGAGGGCACCCUCUUCACAACCUGCAGCGUAACUAAUGCCAUCGCCAUCAACACCGCGCCCGCCCCGCCGAACCCUUCCGCCCCGCUCUCGAACCAACCGGGGGACUACCACAUCAUUCCCUUUGCGCAUAUCCUCAGCUUUGAGCUGAUUGGCAGCGGCGAGCGCGUCUCGGAUUCAGGUCCCGGUUUCGAUGGUUCGCUUCCGCCCAUCUCGAAGGUGGAUCUGGCAGCUAUCAGGGCGAGGGAGGAGCAGACUAUCCGUGAGAUGAAGAAGAAGGAUGCGCAGAAGGGCAAGGGCGUGAGCAAGGAGGCUCAGGAGAUCUUCGAUGCUGUCUCCAGGCUCCUUCCCACCCGCUGGGCCGACGCCCAAAUCGUCGUCAACGACGCCGUCCUCAUCAAUCCACCCUACACCGUGGACAACCUCGCCGCACCAGCCGGCAAGGAGCGAAGCGUGGAUCAAGUCCGCAAGAUCUUGGAGAACUAUUACCAGCGCAAGAAAAACGCAGGUGCACGUGCACCAGUCGCUACACCCAUUGCGCCGCGAAAGGGCGGCUGA
This is a messenger RNA of Didymosphaeria variabile, 705 nucleotides long. RefSeq lists its product as uncharacterized. Lineage: Eukaryota; Fungi; Ascomycota; Dothideomycetes; Pleosporales; Didymosphaeriaceae. The transcript is spliced from 3 exons. The coding region runs from base 1 to 705 and encodes 234 amino acids. The record is from RefSeq and is a predicted model, not a curated record.